CACGGAGCUCUCACAGCCCAACACUUCCGGUUUGCUCUCCAACUUGUCUUUCCAGUGUAGCCCCCGGUGUGAGCAGAUACCAGAGGGGUGACAAGCACGCAGCUAGCAGGCUCAGAACACACGUAAAGAUGCCUCCAAAAAAGGUAGAAGCCCCCAAACCGCCUCCAUUAAUUGGAAGAUUUGGAACAUCUCUGAAAAUCGGAAUUGUUGGAUUGCCUAACGUUGGGAAAUCCACCUUUUUCAACGUGCUGACCAAAAGCCAAGCUGCUGCCGAAAACUUCCCAUUCUGCACAAUUGACCCAAAUGAAAGCAGGGUGCCGGUUCCUGAUGAGCGUUUUGAUUUCCUCUGCCAGUACCACAAGCCAGCCAGUAAGGUUCCAGCUUUCCUAAACGUUGUGGACAUUGCUGGUUUGGUGAAGGGAGCUCACUCAGGACAAGGACUUGGAAACGCAUUCCUCUCCCACAUCAGUGCCUGUGAUGGCAUCUUCCACAUGACUCGUGCAUUCGAUGAUGAGGAUAUCAUCCACGUGGAGGGAAACGUCGACCCAGUGAGGGACAUCGAGAUCAUCCACGAGGAGCUGCGGCUAAAGGACGAGGAAAUGAUCGCCCCGAUCAUCGACAAACUGGAGAAAACCGCCGUCAGAGGAGGAGACAAGAAACUCAAACCUGAAUAUGAUAUCAUGUUGAAGGUAAAGAACUGGGUGGUGGAAGAGAAGAAACACGUCAGAUUUUUCCCCGACUGGAACGACAAAGAGAUUGAGGUCCUGAACAAAUACCUGUUCCUGACAUCCAAGCCCAUGAUCUACCUGGUUAAUCUCUCAGAGAAGGAUUACAUCAGAAAAAAGAACAAGUGGUUGGCAAAAAUCAAGGAGUGGGUAGACGCUCAUGACCCCGGAGCGCUGGUCAUUCCUCUGAGUGGAGCUCUGGAGUCCAAAGUGCUGGACAUGGAGGAGGGGGAGAGGGACAAAUACUGCGAGGAAAUGAAGACACAAAGCGUUCUGACCAAAAUAAUAAAGACCGGCUACGCGGCGCUGCAGCUCGAAUACUUCUUCACAGCGGGACCAGAUGAGGUGCGAGCGUGGACCAUUAGGAAAGGGACCAAAGCUCCCCAGGCUGCUGGAAAGAUCCACACCGACUUUGAGAAAGGCUUCAUCAUGGCCGAGGUGAUGAAGUUCACUGACUUCAAAGAGGAGGGGAGUGAAAGUGCGGCUAAGGCUGCUGGGAAAUACAGGCAACAGGGCAGGAACUACAUCGUGGAGGACGGGGACAUUAUCUUUUUCAAAUUCAACACACCCAACGCACCCAAAAAGAAAUAACAAGACGACACAACCACCAGGGGGGCGACUCAGAAUACAGCUCAGUCGGGUCCCAGAGAGCUGCACUGUCUGCUGGUUUUUCUCUUUUGAAUUUAGAGGAUCAACUUAUAGCCUGAGUGGCUGCAGUUAUUUGGACAACAGGCUGUUAAAAUUACUGCAAUUAUAAAAAUGAUUUUUUGAGCAAACCAUAUUUUAGCAUUUAUAGUGUCAAGAAACAACAAAUGAACUGAAAAGAAAAAUAUCUAAGAACCUGCAACAGAAUGCAAUCAUGCAUUUUCUUUGUUAAUCCUACUGCCACUGUUCAUGUGUUUUUAACAUGCAACUGAUCUUUUUUUGAUGCUAUUUUUCAAAUUCUUUUUGAUUAAAGAAGCUCAGAGACUUUUUUUUGAGAGAAGUUUUUUCUGUUGCAGUUUAUCUGCACGGUCGUCUUUUAUUCCUCUGAGUAAUAACAACCUGCCAUUCUGUCAUUAGUUUGCAAUUGCGGCAAUGAUGGCAGCUGAUUAAUCUGCAAACGCUCAGAUCCUAAUGAGCUUCUUAAUUAGAGUUUUAUUAAUGGCAGGUGUACUAGAUCAGUAAAGCAGCUGUUUUGUCCUAAUAUGAGCAUUAAGCAACAGUCUGCUGCAGGUGAAUUGGUUUUAGAUCUGUUUCCCCCUACAAUGAAGAAGGACAUUACCAUUUAUUUCCCUUAAUUACACUGUUAGGGUAUCCACAGCAAAAUUAUCAUGACAUCACUUGAUGUUCACCACAAAAUGCUAGAAUGUGACAAUAAAAGCCACCAGUCAGUGUUUCACUCAGGGCAGGACUGCGUUGUGUUGUGAGCAGAUGGGAUGUUACAGAGCAGGCCUCCCUGACAGUGCCUGAUCAGACACCCGAGCAGAGAACGGUGUUAUACAACCUGCUUUUAUUGACUUACUUUGGUCUUGUUAAGCAAAAAAAAAAAAAGAAAGAAAACAGACUCUUCACAUUAGGAACUCCACCCAGUGUAACAAGACAGUGCUUCAUUGUGGAUCAUUUGGACUGUACAGCCUCAGAACACAUCAUGUUUCACCUCUCACUGCCUCCACAGUGUGAAUGUCUUUAUUUGCAACAGUACUCUUCAUCUCCUCAUCCAUUUGCUUCACUGUGGAGUAAAGUAGAAAUAUUCUCAACCUCCAGGAGCCAGUAUAUGAUAACUAUCCCCCUCAUCAGUAUGCACGUGUCAAUAAAAGGAGACCAACA
Acanthochromis polyacanthus (spiny chromis) is the source of this 2534-nucleotide messenger RNA. RefSeq names its product obg-like ATPase 1. The transcript has 11 exons. The record is from RefSeq and is a predicted model, not a curated record. Gene Ontology annotation, cellular component: cytoplasm. Lineage: Eukaryota; Metazoa; Chordata; Actinopteri; Pomacentridae. Gene Ontology annotation, molecular function: GTP binding; ATP binding; ATP hydrolysis activity. The coding region runs from base 129 to 1316 and encodes 395 amino acids.